Apis cerana (Asiatic honeybee) is the source of this 4658-nucleotide messenger RNA. Its product is annotated as methyltransferase-like protein 25B. NCBI's taxonomy places the organism in Eukaryota, Metazoa, Arthropoda, Insecta, Hymenoptera, Apidae. The record is from RefSeq and is a predicted model, not a curated record.
GAAAAAAAUGACAUUUAAUUUAUUAUAUUUAUUAUAUAUAAUAAAUAUCAAUAUCUAUCUGUAAAAGAUCCAUAAUUCAAAUUAGUCUAUUUAAAUAUUUCAUUUAGUAGAGAACUAUAGUUCUUAAAAUGAUGUGAUGACUUUUAUGUUUCUUUAAAGAAUAUGACAAGAUAAUAUAUUUGAAGCGAAUAUCAACUUUUUUGACACGAUCAUCACUAAAUAUUAAUCUUAGAAAUUUAGUAUGUCCAAUAUGUUUAAAUAUUUUAAUUGAACAUUGCUGUGCACAUAUAAUUUACGUUUGAAAAAUACAUGAAUACAAAAAAAUAGAAGUCCUCUGAGUAAAAUAUGAAUCUGUUCUUCGUUACGUAUUGUAACGAAGAUUGAAAUAUUAAUUAAUAACAAUUUUUGAGAAUUAAUUCAAACUAAGUUUUCUAAAGAAGUUGAAAAUAAAUAUAACGGUGACAAUAAAAGUUGAUUUGGAUGUUGAUAAAUUUCUAGUAAGAUGGCAAAUGCAAAUGAAUAUAUAGCAAAUAUAUAUUUUUUGGAUGCUUUGAACUUAUUUAUUGAAACACAAUGGCUCUAUAAUAUUCCAGUUACUAAUUUAUUAACUGAAAAAUUACUUGAUUUAUUUCCAAAAGAAUGGUUAAAUGUUUUACAAACUUUAGAGAAUGAAGAAUUUAAUAAUUUUGUUAUAAAAAAAAUAACAAAGCCAGAAUGGUCAAAGACUUUAAAAACAUUUGUUAAAAAAUGUAGAUACAUUGAUCGAUUACCAAGUAUAAACAAUAUAAUACCAAUAAUAUUACCAAAAAAAUUUCAAAUAGGUCUUAAUCUUAAAAAACAACAUGAAAUAAUGCAUUUAGCAUAUCUAGUACAUAUGCAAUGUACAUCGCAAAAUGUUAAAACUAUUAUUGAUCUUGGUGCAGGUUUGGGAUAUAUUUGUCAGCUAUUAUAUUAUUUGUAUGGAUAUAAAGUUCUUGGAUUAGAAAAAAGCCAAGCAAAUGUAAAUAAUGCUCGAAGUAGACAAAUAAAAAUGUAUUCUGAUUCAUUGGCAUAUGUUAAAUAUAAUUGUUGUGAUUUAACAUAUAAUUCUGUUGAAAUAAUAGAAACUAUUUUAAAUAAUGAAUUUCAAGAAAAAUCAGAUGUUUGUUUAAUUGGUCUACAUGCUUGUGGAGAUCUUAGUAUACAUGCAUCAAAAAUAUUUCGAGAUAUGAAAAUAGCACGUAUUUUUAUUUUAAUUCCUUGUUGUUAUCAUAAGCUUUCAAUAUCAAAAAGUAUAAGAAUAAAUGCAUCAAGUGAAAAGCAAUACUUUAAUAAUUUUCCUUUAUCUAAUUGUUUUAAAACUAUUAUUAAUAAUACCAAUUUUGAUAUUGGUACCUUUUUGAGGCAACCUUUUUUACGAUUAGCAUGUCAAGAACCAGUAGAUAGAUGGUAUAACAUGUCUAUUGAAACACAUAAUAAACAUUCUUUCUAUGUUCUUGCAAGAGCUGUCCUUCAAUUGUAUGCAACUAAAAAUGGAUUUUCUCUUAAGAAAUGUACUCAAAAAGGAACAAGAAAAUCACAAUGUUUAAAUUUUGAAACAUAUAUUAAAGAUGCAUUGACUAGAUACAUUUUACAACCACAAGAAAAAGAAACAUUUAAAAAACAAGAUGUAGAAUUCAAUCUUGAUACACAUAAAAAAAAUAUAAUAGAAUUAUGGAAAAAUCAUUGUGAUAAAUUUAAAAUUGUAGAAAUAUAUACUGGUUUACAACUGAUGUUGCAAGCACCAGCAGAAUCACUUGUUUUACAAGAUAGAUUAUGUUGGAUGGAAGAACAAGGUUUAGAAGCAAAAAUUGUUCCGGUAAUGAAUAAAUAUUUAUCCCCACGAGCAUAUGCAAUUGUAUCUCAUAAAAAAUAAUAAAUAUUUUUAUAUAUUUUAUACAUUAUAUAUUAUAUACGGAUAGACUAUGAUAAAAAUAUAAUAAAUUAAAGACUAAUUUAAUAUAAAAUAUAAAAAAAAAAUAUUAUGUAAAAAUGAAUAAAUAAAUAAAAUAAAUAAGAUAAUAUAAUAUUUAAUAAAUUCAUUUAGAUAUACAAGAUGUUAAUUCUUAAUUAUUAUUAAUUACUAGAAUUUAUUAUAAUUAUUAUAGAAGAUUUUACAACUUUUAGAUGUUUAUAGCAUUAUAGUAUAUAAUGUAUAUUAAUGAAAUGUAAAUACAAAUAAAGAUCCAAUUCAGUUGUUUUUGCUUUGUAUAUAUAAUAAUGAAAAGAAGUCUGAUUGAACAAUUACAAAUGUAUUAAAAUUUUUUUUUAUAUUUAUAUUUUGUUUUUUUGUAUUAUCAUUAUUUUUAUUUUUUUAAUUAUGAUUUUAAUUUAUAAUAUUGAUUAUGAUAUUUAUAAUAUUUUUCUUCUUAAUAAUCUUAUGAAUUUUCUUUGUAAAAACUAUAAAAAAAAACAAUAGAUGUUCAAUUUUGAAUAAAAAUAAAUAUAAAAAAACUAAAAUCAGGUAAAAUUAGAUUCUAUUCUCAUAACAUACAAAAUGUAAAAAAGAAAAAGAAAACUAUUGAUAAUCAAUUUAUAAUAAAAAUAAAAAUCACUAAAAAUAAAUAUGAAAAAGAAUUCAUGAUAAUAUUGUUUUAGUUAUACCUUAUAUAGCAUUAAAGAGAAAUAAAAAAAAAAAAUAAUAUACUUAUUAUAGACAAAAAAAAAAUAAAUCAAUUUUAUUAAUAAUUGAAAACAUAUAAUCAUCAAUAAUUUCAUUAAUCAUAAACAUUAGAUUCUAAUUGAAAAAAGUACAUACUUGAUAUAUGGCAUAAAAAAAUUGUGUCAUGUAAGAAAGAAAAUAGAAAUGAAUAAAAAUUAGAUGCACUUUCACAUGUUUUUAUAAUAAUUAAGAAUUAAUAUAUUUAUAGAAUAUUUUCUAUUUUAUUAAUAAUUGAAAUCAGGGAUCUAUUCUAAAGACUAAUAUAAAAAUAUAAAAUAUUAAUAUAUUGAUACACAAUAUUAAUUAAAAAUUAUUUAUUUAAUUUAUAAGCAAUUUAAGUUUAUAUUAGAUGAAAAGAGGCGAAAUAGCUGGUGAUAUAAUAGAGAUAGAACUAUGUUAUUUUAUAUUAUUUUAUUUAAUACAAUAUUACUUAAUUUAAUACAAACUUUAAUGACUAUAUAUUUAAUGAUUAUGUAAUUUAAUAAAUAUAACUUUAAUAUUUUUGUGUAUUAUGCUUUAACUUUUAAAGAUUAAUAAAUAGUAUUAUUGUAAAAACUUUUUUUCUUUGGAAAAAAUAUUACGUGAUUCCUAUUAUCACUCUUUAUUCUUUACAUUUAUGUAAUAUAAAUUCUACUUUUAUUUCUAUGUCUAUAGUAUGAUGUCAAAUGCAUAAAGCAAGUUUUCCUCAAUUCUCUUAAAAUGACAACCUUGAUAAUAUAAGAUAUUUCAUGUAAUUGCCAUCAUGAUUUUUUAAGAAUUUCAAAUAAUUCAAAGAAGCAUUUAAAAAAGUUUAAAAAAAAUUAAAAAAUUUAGAAGUGGAAUGUAUCAAUAAACGGUAAUGUUUUCGUGAAAAAUUAUUUUAUUUGGAUUAAAUUUUAUAUUUGUCAAAUAUGUUUUUCAAUAGAAAAAAAAUUUGUAAAAACAAAUUAAAAAACGUUCAAAUAAUUAAUCAAACUUAAAAAUAUUAAUAUUUUUCUUAAAAUGCAUAUUGAAUUAUUAAUUAAAAAUUGAUAUUAUUUAAAUUAAUAUUUAAAGUAAAAGUUUAUUAAUUAAAAAAAUUAAUAAUUUUAAUUUUAAUUUAUAUAAUGAAAAUUUUUAAUUUAAUUUUAAUAUAUAAUUGAAUCAUAUUAUGGCAUUUUAUUUUAUUUAAUAUAUGUAUAAAACUAAUAAGUAUAAUGUGUACGUUUAUUGAGUGUUUGUUUCUACUGCAAUGUAUAUAACAAAUAAAUGCAUAUAUUUUAUUUAAUAUAUAUAGCUACAACAAAAAAGAAAUAUUUAAUAUUCAAUGUUUAAUAUAUAAAAUUAUUUAUUAAAAAUGUCCGAAAAAAAAUUAUUGUCAAAAAAAUUGUAUUUUUCAUUAUGAAUAGAUAAUGCAUUUAAUAAUAUUAAAAUGUUAAUAAUAAUAUUAUUAAGAAAAUGAUAUAUACAUCACAGACGUAUAUAAAAUAAAACACAUGUAGAAUUUAAUAAUAUAGUAUCAUUUUAAACGUUUAAACAUUUAUUUAUAGUUUAAGAAUAAGUUAUUUUGAUUUUUAAUUAUUUUUUAAUAAUGUGUUUAUAAUCAGUAAAUUUAUUAUUUAUAAUUUCUUUUCUUUACUUAAAAUAAGUAUUUAUGUGUGCGAAAAAAAAUGUAUAUAUAAUGUAUUUUUUUUAUUAAAAAAUAUUCCACAUAAAAUUUAAUUCCAAAUAAAAUUUUUAUGAUAAAUGAUAAAAUUUCUAUGAUAAAUAAAGUCUAGAUUUGAAUUCCAUUGAAUAUAUUUCUUUCAUUUAAAAAAAAAUAUAAAUAUAAAUAAUAGAAAGAAAUUUUUUAUUAAUACUUCAUAUAAUGAAUAAAAUAAUAUUAAUAUGCAUAAUGAAAAAAUUAAUACAAUAUAUCAAAUUGUCUAUAAAGCUUUAUAGCUAUAAAAAACUAUUGUACAAAAUAUUAAAAUAUAGUUCAUGUAAAAUAUAAAUAAAAAAGAAUACAUUAACUUUAAAA